Molecule: messenger RNA, 1024 nt
Organism: Ziziphus jujuba (common jujube)
Lineage: Eukaryota; Viridiplantae; Streptophyta; Magnoliopsida; Rosales; Rhamnaceae
Product: ras-related protein Rab7
Exons: 7
Coding region: 247-795 (182 amino acids)
Cellular component (GO): vacuolar membrane
Molecular function (GO): GTP binding; GTPase activity
Source: RefSeq, a predicted model, not a curated record
CCAACCAUUAAAUGCUCUCUUUCUCUUUCUUUUCUCAUUUAAAUAAAACCCAUGUAAAGCUGGCGGGUAAUGUUGUUUUUGGUUGGCGAAAGUUCACAUGCCUCUCACCUUGCAUCAUUCAUUCAUUCAAAAAACUAAAAAAUUUUAAAAAUAAUUGAAUAAAGUCACUACCAAAAAAGUGGAACACCAACGAGAAGAAGAGGAACCAAGAACCACUUUGAAAAAAAGGUGGGAAAGACGUCUUUGAUGAAUCGAUACGUAUAUAAUAAGUUCAGUGAACAGUAUAAGCCUACAAUUGGUGCUGAUUUCAUCACAAAAGAACUUCUGAUUGACGACAAAUUGGUGACUUUGCAAAUUUGGGACACAGCAGGGCAAGAAAGGUUCCAAAGUCUUGGCUCUGCAUUUUAUAGAGGGGCUGAUUGCUGCAUUCUUGUAUAUGAUAUAAAUGUUCAUAGAUCAUUUGAAACACUCCAGCACUGGCAUGAUGAGUUUCUCAAACAGGCAGAUCCGACUGACCCUGAUAUAUUUCCUUUUGUAUUACUGGGAAACAAGAUUGACAUAGAUGGUGGUAGCAGCCGAAUGGUUUCAGAUAAAAAAGCUAGGGAAUGGUGUGCUUCUAGGGGGAAUAUACCUUACUUUGAGACCUCAGCAAAAGAGGACCACAAUGUUGAUGAAGCAUUUCUUGCUGCGGCAAAAACUGCACUAACCAAUGAACGGGAACAGGUCAACAUUUACUUCCAGGGUAUCUCAGAAACUGUUUCAGAAGUAGAGCCAAGAGGAGGCUGUGCAUGCUAAGUUUACUGACCAAUAAUCUGACCUGCCUAUUUCAACCUUUUCUUUGUAAAUUUGUAUAAUUCUUUCAUUCUUUUUGAGGGGUGGAAGGACGUGUGUGGUCGUUCACACGUAAAGUAGCUUUUUAAUGUAUAAUGUUAAGCUGUUUUGUUACUUGAAAGCUAUGUGGUCCACUGUGAGAAAGAACUUGCAGAAUCCAAACUGUUAACAUGAAAUUUGUAUUGGCUUGUCC